GUGUGUGUGUGUGUGUGUGUGUGUGUGUGUGUGUGUGUGUGUGUGUGUGUGUGUGUGUCGGCGCCUCAGCACCAUGCCAAGGUCUUUCCUGGUGAAAAAGGUGAAACUGGAUGAUUUCUCCACCGCGGCGGAUUUGGAGAACGCCUACCGGCACAGGACAGACCUCAGCCUGCGGCUGCAUGACAAAGCUGCUUACAUCAGUGACUACAUCAGCCCAGUGGUGUACGAUGGAGAGAGUGACAGCGGCAUCAAGGUGCCCUCACCCGAUCCCCUCUACGACGGCAUCCACAGCGACUACGGCGCUCCCGACUCCGAGUCUCCGGACAGCCCCGGCUCGGAGAUCACAGAUGGCUACAUCAACGGCGACGCGGCGGUGAGCGAGGGCUACACGGUCGACGCCUUCUUCAUCACCGACGGCCGCUCCAGGAGGAAAGCUCUGGGCAGCCCCAGGACCAUCCAGAGGCACACCUGCAACGAGUGCGGCAAAACCUACGCCACGUCUUCCAACCUGAGCCGGCACAAACAGACACACCGCUCGCUGGACAGCAAGCUGGCAAAGAAAUGUCCGACCUGCGGGAAGGUGUACGUGUCCAUGCCCGCCAUGGCCAUGCACCUGCUCACCCACGACCUCAAGCACAAGUGUGACGUGUGCGGCAAGGCGUUCAGCCGGCCCUGGCUUUUACAGGGUCACAUGCGCUCGCACACGGGGGAGAAACCGUUCGGGUGCGCCCACUGUGGGAAAGCGUUCGCUGACCGCUCGAACCUGCGCGCUCACAUGCAGACCCACUCGGCCUUCAAGCACUUCAAGUGUAAACGCUGCAACAAGACCUUCGCGCUCAAAAGUUACCUGAACAAGCACUACGAGUCCGCCUGCUUCAAAGGCCCGUUCUCCCCCCUCAGCCCUCUAGAUGCAUGACC
Messenger RNA from Salarias fasciatus (jewelled blenny), 918 nucleotides. Its product is annotated as transcriptional repressor scratch 1-like. Bases 74 to 916 code for a protein of 280 amino acids. The transcript is spliced from 3 exons. NCBI's taxonomy places the organism in Eukaryota, Metazoa, Chordata, Actinopteri, Blenniiformes, Blenniidae. The record is from RefSeq and is a predicted model, not a curated record. Gene Ontology annotation, biological process: regulation of DNA-templated transcription. Gene Ontology annotation, molecular function: RNA polymerase II cis-regulatory region sequence-specific DNA binding; DNA-binding transcription factor activity, RNA polymerase II-specific.